This is a messenger RNA of Cercopithifilaria johnstoni, 1362 nucleotides long. NCBI's taxonomy places the organism in Eukaryota, Metazoa, Nematoda, Chromadorea, Rhabditida, Onchocercidae. The record is from the annotation of a GenBank genome assembly.
AUGGGCGCAAAUGACGUUGCGAAUGCUUUUGGCACAUCAGUUGGUAGUGGUGUACUUACUUUACGAAAGGCAUAUUUACUAGCAGUUAUAUUCGAAUCACUUGGAGCUAUUCUUGUUGGUUACAAUGUGACAGAUACAAUGCGUAAAAGUGUCAUUGAUUUAAACUUAUAUAAUAAUACACCAAUAGAAUUAUUAGUUGGUCAAGUGGCCAUCCUUGCAGGUUGUUCAGCUUGGUUAUUAAUAGCAACAUUUGCACAGUUACCGGUUUCAACAACGCAUAGUAUUACCGGUGCAACAGUUGGUUUCGGUUUAAUAAUGAAGGGAACACGGGGAAUUCAUUGGUGGAAAAUUCUUAAUAUCGCAGCCUCCUGGAUUAUUUCACCGUUGUUAUCCGGAACGGUAUCAUCAAUCCUUUAUAUAAUUGUUGAUUUCACAGUUGUAAGACGGAAAAAUCCAUUCGAGUGUGGUUUACGAGUUUUACCAUAUUUCUACUGGUUUUGUAUUGCUUUCAAUACAUUUGCUGUGAGCUUUCAAGGUUCUAAAGUCUUACGUCUAUCCAGUCUACCUUUUUGGUUGUGUUUGUCGAUUAGUAUUGCAGUAGCUACCGUUGGUGCACUUUGUGUCUAUUUUAUUAUGGUACCACAAUUAAGGAAAUGGAUUGAUAGUGGAAUCGUACAAAUCUACAUCCCACACAAUAAUGAUUUAUCUCCGGCAGAAGCGAAUAAUAGCAAAACGACAAUCAAAAAAGAACACCCAGUUUCGGCUUUAAAACAUUUUGUACAAUGGUUUUUACCGGAUAGAAAACGUAGACCGGAUCCGAGAACUGCGCAUAUUUUUGGUUCUAUUCAAGCGUUUACAGCAUGUUUCGCUGGUUUUGCUCAUGGUGCUAAUGAUGUUGCAAAUGCUAUAGCACCGUUGACAGCGCUUUUGUCCAUUUACUCUAAAAUGGAUGUACAACAAAAAGAUGAAACAUCAAUUUUUAUUUUAAUGUACGGUGUGUUAGCAAUAUGUGUUGGUUUAUUGACACUUGGACAUAAGGUUAUUCGUACCGUUGGUUCCGAAAUGACUAAUGUUGAUCCAGCUAGUGGCUUUACGAUUGAAUUUGGUGCUGCAGUAACAGCAUUGUUGGCAAGCAAAGCUGGUCUACCGAUUAGCACAACACAUUGCUUAAUUGGAAGUGUAGUGGCAGUUGGUGUUAUCAAAUCUCAUAUGGAAGGUGUUCAUUGGGGUAUUUUUCGAAAUAUCAUUCUUUCGUGGAUUAUCACUUUACCUGUUUCAGGUAUGAUAGCAGCUGCAUCGAUGCUGUUAUUAAAGUUUUUGAUGAAUCUCAGUAAUAUUAACUUGCAAACUUUUUUCAUUUGA